Kwoniella botswanensis is the source of this 711-nucleotide messenger RNA. RefSeq lists its product as uncharacterized. Gene Ontology annotation, cellular component: NatB complex. Bases 1 to 711 code for a protein of 236 amino acids. NCBI's taxonomy places the organism in Eukaryota, Fungi, Basidiomycota, Tremellomycetes, Tremellales, Cryptococcaceae. The transcript is spliced from 6 exons. Gene Ontology annotation, molecular function: protein-N-terminal amino-acid acetyltransferase activity. The record is from RefSeq and is a predicted model, not a curated record. Gene Ontology annotation, biological process: N-terminal peptidyl-methionine acetylation.
AUGUCGAUCAUACGCCCGUUCGACCCUACAGAUAUACUGAGAUUCAACAACGUCAACUCAGAUGCCUGGACAGCUACGUAUCAUAAUGGAUACUACGCCAGCUAUACAGCCCAAUGGCCAGAUUUCUGCGUCACUGUAGAAGGGGCAUUUGACGAUACAAUAAAAGCUUAUAUGAUAGCGAAACAUGAGCCUCCCGCGCCUGAUCCACAGCACCACGGACAUCUCACGGCAUUAUCUAUCUCACCUGAAUAUCGAUCAUUGGGCUUGGCGAGGGUAUUGAUGAAUCUCCUAGAGAGUCUUUCGGGUCCUAAUCCUAGGACACAUGAUCAUUCGAAUUGUGGUGGACAUCAUGGACAUGAUCAUUCUCACAACCACGAUAACUCGCAUUCACACCAUGAUCAUGACCAUCCACAUGAUCAUGAUCAUGGGUCAGAUAGUGAAGAGGGCAAUAUAGACGCUGUGGACGCAUGGUUCGUGGACCUUUUCGUGAGAUGUAACAAUACAAGAGCUAUAGAGAUGUAUGAGAAGAUGGGGUAUAGUGUCUAUAGAAGAGUGGUAGACUAUUAUCAUGGAAUGGAAGGUAUAGGUUCGGCAAGAGAUGAAUUAGAUGGAUUCGACAUGAGAAAAUCGAUGCCUAAAGAUACAACCAAACGACAUGUCCGCUCGAACGGCAAGGAUAUCCUAGUCUCACCUGACCAAGUGUGGGCUUAG